This is a messenger RNA of Conger conger (European conger), 1295 nucleotides long. RefSeq names its product mitochondrial assembly of ribosomal large subunit 1 (gene malsu1). Gene Ontology annotation, biological process: negative regulation of ribosome biogenesis; negative regulation of translation. The record is from RefSeq and is a predicted model, not a curated record. Gene Ontology annotation, molecular function: ribosomal large subunit binding. The coding region runs from base 89 to 790 and encodes 233 amino acids. Gene Ontology annotation, cellular component: mitochondrion. Lineage: Eukaryota; Metazoa; Chordata; Actinopteri; Anguilliformes; Congridae. The transcript is spliced from 4 exons.
UUUGGCAAGUGACUAACUUCCUGUUAUGAGACGGUAUGCUGAAUUCAUGCCAGUCCUUUAAAGACGGGCCUUUCGUGGAUAGUUCAACAUGCUUUACUGUGUGCGUAUGCUUAGGUCCUCUAAAGGAUUUUUGUCAAAAAUAUGUAUUCAAGAUGCUAUGAACGUGAACAGAUGUUUUAAAAUGCCACGAGCAAACUUAGAAUUUCGUGCGUGUCGGUACACAUGGCUUGCCCUGCGGAGAAAUGAGUUGCACGCUUCACAUGUGAGGUUUUACACAGACAUGUACCGUAACAAAAGUGAUAUAACUGAGCAGAGCCCCAGCACGUUGGAAGAGCAGAAAUACGCGGACACGGAGACGGAGAAAGCCCCAAGACAUAGUACUCUGCAGGUGUUCAACAUUGAUGUCCUGGUGUCACUUCUCCGUCAGGAAAAUGCUGCUGAUAUCUGUGUUAUCAAAGUACCGAAGGAGUUAACGUACACCGACUAUUUUGUUGUUGUCAGUGGAUUUUCAUCGCGGCAUCUUCAAGCAAUGGCAUUCUACGCGAUCAAAGUGUACAAACACCUCAGGCAAGAUGGCAACCCACAUAUCCGAAUUGAGGGCAAGGAUGCCGAGGACUGGAUGUGCAUCGAUUUUGGUGACAUCGUGGUUCAUUUCAUGCUGCCAGAAACCAGGGAGGUCUAUGAGCUCGAGAAGUUGUGGACUCUGCGGUCUUUUGAUGAGCAGCUGAGUGCCAUCCCACCAGAAAAGCUUCCCGAGGAUUUUAUCUUUGAAGCAGAAAUCCCAAAGUGACCCAAAAACCUCUGUCGGUGUUGGAUACAUCUCUGUACAUCAGUUAGUGUUGUUGGGAUUUUAGCUUGGAUGUGGAUCACUUUAGAGGACUCAUUUUUGGACAAUAAUACAUUGAUAGGAGUUCAUUACCAGAAGUUGUCGAUCAGUGUGCACUUUGCUCUUUAGCAGGGUUUGACCUGGAUGUACAGCCAUCUACCAUUUGGUUGUCUGUCCAGGGAGGCAACAGGGGAAUGGUGAAUUGGGUGACUUGUGGCAGCCAGGACAAAAACCAGGCCAGUUUAAGAAAAGUUUUAAUUGGUGAGGUGAAUGGGAAAUGAUUUUGAUUUGUUUGAAUGCUCCGUUUUUUGUUUUGUAGUGGUUGCAUGUUAACUUUGGAGUGUGAAGAACUUUGUAUAAAUUUUCAAUUGUUUAACAAGUGUUUUACAUUUAAUCAUAAAAGUUCAGUGAAAUGCAUUUAGACUGAAGUGCACCAUUAAAAAUAAAUAUGGUUGGAACUUUAAUACAA